This is a messenger RNA of Microthlaspi erraticum, 348 nucleotides long. The record is from the annotation of a GenBank genome assembly. Lineage: Eukaryota; Viridiplantae; Streptophyta; Magnoliopsida; Brassicales; Brassicaceae.
AUGGGAGAUUCCAAUUCAAGUUCACCCAUCCAUUGGCUGGACCUCCAAGCUUCUCUGCCCAACCCUGAGCUCACCACGGUCCUAGGGAUCAGUCCAGGAAGUGCGGAUUUGGGUGAGCCUGAGUGCUAUUACUUUGAGGAGUAUGAGGCUCCAAGGAUGAACCCCUCUGUUGUGGCUGCCCACAAGAGGAUUGGACUUCUCCAAAAGUUCAACAAAUGGCAAGGGAAAGCCAUUGGAAAGAUGCAAAAGUCCAUGGACAAGAUGGUGAGCAAGAUCAAAAGUUUGGAGAAGAAAGUUUCUGGUUCUUCAAGCAAGAAGAAGAAGGCACCCAUGCCCCACUUUCCCUAG